This is a messenger RNA of Myripristis murdjan (pinecone soldierfish), 1463 nucleotides long. Its product is annotated as N-acetylmuramoyl-L-alanine amidase-like. The record is from RefSeq and is a predicted model, not a curated record. The coding region runs from base 12 to 1463 and encodes 483 amino acids. The transcript has 4 exons. NCBI's taxonomy places the organism in Eukaryota, Metazoa, Chordata, Actinopteri, Holocentriformes, Holocentridae. Gene Ontology annotation, molecular function: zinc ion binding; N-acetylmuramoyl-L-alanine amidase activity. Gene Ontology annotation, biological process: peptidoglycan catabolic process.
GGGGACUCAACAUGACUUGGCUUGGACCUUCAUUCUUCCUUGUCCUGGCUGUGUCCCACUGCGCCGUCUACAGCAGACCGACAGGUCUCCACCUGCGUAACAUGGUCAGCUUCAUCAGUGCCGUAGAGCAGGUUGAAGGCUCCAACCCCGGCCUGCCCCCGCUGGCGCUGGUCAGGGCCCUGCGGAGGACCGCCGGCCAUGACGAUGCACUAACCAUACAUUACCUGGGUGCCUCAAAUAACCUGAGUGACGCUGAGGUCCUAGAGACAGCUGUGCUAAAUGCCUCGUCCUUUAGCUUUUUUGACAAAGCCAUCCACCAUAUUGUGACAGAUCACGGAGAAGAACGAGGGGUUGUCCUAGUGCCAGAUGGCACCACGGUAGCCCUGAUGCCUCUGCUGCUGGGUAUCGAGGUGGGGCUGAAAGCCAAGAUGGAGAUGACACCAGCUGAUGGGUUGUUCCCGCUCACAUUACUCAGAAGUCUGGGCCUGUCCUUCCUCAGUCUCCAGGAUUUCCCUCCGUCUCAUCGCCUUGGGCCAAAAGGCUGCUGGGACAAUGUGGACCAGCCAAAGGUCUACAAGCUGUCUUGGCCACCCACUCUUGCCACAGAUUCUCUAAUCAAUGGGGGCAUGGAUGGAGCUAUAUUGGGAAAUGACAUCAGCAAUCUCUCUGCAUCUGAACAACCGCAACCUCUCAGUCAGAUUUUGAAAAGUUACUAUAGUUAUGUCCUGCAUGAGGGACAGGGCCUUGAUGCUGUAACUAGGCAUGUUAGCCCAAGGCGAAGGGAGAUCUCAAGAUCCAUACUGGAGCCCCUUCAUCCUGACAGGCUGGUGAUGGAGACACUAGAACUGGUCUGGAAGUUGGAGAAGACAGAAUGGAUUGCUCAGGACCAUGGAGUGGAGAAGGCAGUGAAGGAUGGAUGGCAGGCGUUUGUCCACAAGUACUGGGACUGCCCUGCAAUCAUCUCUCGGUGUCAGUGGGGGGCCCAAGCCUACCGUGGCACACCCCUCCCACUGUCCCUGCCACUCCACUUUGUGUACAUCCACCACACCUAUGAGCCAUCUUCGCCCUGUUUGUCCUUUCCACAAUGCUCUAGAGACAUGAGGGCCAUGCAGCGCUUCCACCAGGAAGACCGCGACUGGAAUGACAUUGGAUACAGCUUUGUGGUAGGCUCUGAUGGCUAUGUCUACGAGGGCAGAGGGUGGAACCACCUCGGCACACACACCAGGGGGCACAACUCCAAGGGGUUCGGCGUGUCAAUCAUUGGUAACUACUCAUCCAACUUACCAUCCCGCCAUGCCAUGGGUCUGUUGCGCCACCGUCUGGUCCAGUGCGCGGUGGAUGGAGGAAGACUGGCUGCCAACUUCACCUUCCUCGGACACAGACAAGUGGUGAACUACACUCUCUGCCCCGGAGACGCCCUCUAUUCAGAAAUCAGCAGCUGGGAGCACUUCAGGGUACGAUAG